This is a messenger RNA of Cavenderia fasciculata, 1482 nucleotides long. RefSeq lists its product as uncharacterized. The record is from RefSeq and is a predicted model, not a curated record. Bases 1 to 1482 code for a protein of 493 amino acids. The transcript is spliced from 5 exons. NCBI's taxonomy places the organism in Eukaryota, Evosea, Eumycetozoa, Acytosteliales, Cavenderiaceae.
AUGCCGAAUGCAUUCAUUCAAAAAUAUCUUAUUUCUGAUAAGAUCAGUCUGAAAAGAGAACAAACAUGUUACGAGCAACAUAGGGAGAUUGCAACGUUGGAAGAAGAUGUAAUUAUAAAUCUUAAACCACAACGCUUUAAUAAUCAAUCUGUUCAUUCUCACCAUCAAGAAUAUUAUUCAUAUCAUAUUUUUGUAUUUGGAGAUUUAUUGGCCACCAAUGCAUUACAACAACCAAAAACAAUAGUAGAUCCAUGGAUUGUAGAUGAUCGAUUAUGGUUGUAUCAAGCCAUUUUAAAUGGUACACAUGUACCAACACUAUUUGGUAAUGAUAAUAAGGGCAAUUAUUUAUAUGGCUUGGAUAUCCAGAUGGGCUGGCAAUUUCAAUCGGGUCGUCUCAACGAUCACCAACAACAGGCUAUUCCACUGACCGCAUGGUGGGGUGACAUGAACUACUAUCUCUCUGUCAUCCCUUAUUUGGGUGCGCUACGAGUUGGACUAGUCCCACAAGUCACCAUUACAUGGCCAUCUAUCAACUCGACCAAUAUCGCUGGUAAAUUCUGCACCAACUAUGUAUUAUGUUCAAGUAAUGUAAAGGAUAUAGUUGAUGAUUGGGUCGACUAUUUCACUCUAAUUCAACAGUUUCAACAGACUCCACCGACCAACUUGACAACUGCCAAAACUCAAUUAUUGACAGUCAUGUGGAAAGCACAUACUUCAUCGAUCGAGUAUGCUGCCACUAUGUUUCCAAGCGAACUUGCAUUACUCGGUUCGAAAGAAUCCAAGUUUGGUAAUGGGUGGGGUAAUUUUGUAGAGGUGUUGGCCAUCAUCCAAUUUGAAACCAAUUUUACUCAAGUAACAGAAUUCUCUACUUCUCUUCCACCACGUCGUCUUCGAUUCUUUGACAUACCGCCAUUCAUUGUCGAUAUGACCAAAGAACAAAACAACGUGGUUGCCAGUAUCCUCGGAGUCAAUGAAAUGGUCACCAAGUUGCCUCUUGUCUGGUCAGCCUUUUUAGAGACACUCAAAUUAAUGAUGAAAAAUCCUCAAUGUCAAACUCUCAUCUCUAAUGCCUUUCAAUCUUAUCUAUCAUCUCCAUUCUCAACUUUAAUUGAAACCUUUUUAGAAAUAUUAAAAGGUUUUGUAUUGCUAAUAGUAUUAUUAAUAAAGAGUGUCAAUGGAUUUAGAAGAGGUCAUAUGAUUGAUCAUUCAAUUUCCAGAGAUAGUAGUAUACCAAAUGAUAUAGAAAUAUGUAUUCAACCACCAAAAAGAGAUUCCGAAUUUGCCAAUAGAUUCGAUGAAAAGUCAGGCGAAGGAUUCUUGACAUGGAGUUUAAUUAACCAAUUUUACGAACGAUCAGGUGAUAUUCAAGAUUUAUUUGUAUCUCUUAAUCUUUGUAAUCCCGCUCUCAUGUCACAUUCAAUGUUAUUAUCUGUAUCACAUUUUUAUAUUCCAAAAAAUGAUGGCGAUCGUCAUCAACAAUAA